UCAAGAAUAACAAGUAACCUUAAAAAAUGACUUUUACAAUUUAUCUUCUUCAAUGUGUUGCGUUUGUGGAUCUCCUGGCAGUGAGCUUGAUAGUUCCAUUGAUUGCCAGCCACGUGAGGACCCUGGGUGCCGACCAUGUGUAUGUGGGGCUCAUGGGUUCCAUAUAUUCUGGGUUUCAGCUGGCUUCAGGACCACUUCUUGGCAGUUUAAGUGAUCUUAAAGGGCGAAAAGUUGUACUGAUUGCUACAUUAUUAAUAUGCGGUCUGGCCUAUGCUGCUUUGGGUAUUACGAGUUCACUAGUUGUUAUACUAAUUAUACGAGCAUGUUUAGGCCUAUUUAAGCAGACACAAAUAUUGACCAAAGCUUUAGUGCCAGACUAUGAGCGGAGUGAAAAGAAACAGUCCAGCAUUUAUGGCAAAAUGGCGGCCAUAUCUGGAAUUGGUAUGACGAUAGGCCCAAUUAUUGGAGGGCAUAUAGCAGAAGAUCAUCCGGAACAGGCCUUUAAACUGGUAGCAACAGUUGUUGGGGUCUGCUUUAUUGCCAAUGCAGGUUUGGUGUAUUUAUUACCAAAAUCAAUAUCAGAACUGCAACAGGCAAACAAACCAGUUAAAGAAAAAAUUAUACCAAAAGGAAUUGUACAUAAAAUAGUUAGUAGUUGUAAAGAAUCAGUUUUAGAGUUGUAUAAAAUAGAAUGGUCCAAAUAUGGGACCAUAUUUUUUUUCAAAGGAUUGCUUGGGUUUGCUAUGUCAUUAUACUAUUCAAAUUAUGUUUUGUAUUUAAAAAUCACUUAUGCACUAACUCCCAAGUAUAUUGGGUAUAUUAUAUCAUUCCAGGGCAUAAUAGGAUCCAUUUGUAGUUACUACAUGGGAUACAUAAAUAGCUUUUAUACAAAAGACAAAGAUUACAAUGUUAGAAACUUCCAUGUAUUUUUGGUUUUAUCUUUGUCAAUAUUAGGAUUGAUUAAUUCUUUUAAUAUUUAUAUGUAUGCUUUAUUUUUGAUACCUCUUGCAAUAGGUAAUGCUGUUGGUAGGUUAGUAACUUUGGAAAUGAUACUAAAGAUAAGCCAUAAUAAACACAGAGCUGCAUUAAUUGGAGCUUCAAACAGUGUGCGGUCUCUAUCUGGUGUGGUUGCUCCAAUAGUAGCAGGCUUAGUAGGACAGUACUACAGUGUACAGCAUGUUGUUUAUGUAACAUUUUUUGUGGUGACUUUAGGUUCUCUUGCAAGUUACAGGCACAAAAACAAAAGAAUAAAACAAGACUGAAGUUUUAAUAAAUAUUUUGUUAUGUUUAAA
Cydia amplana is the source of this 1292-nucleotide messenger RNA. Its product is annotated as major facilitator superfamily domain-containing protein 9-like. Bases 27 to 1262 code for a protein of 411 amino acids. Gene Ontology annotation, biological process: transmembrane transport. The record is from RefSeq and is a predicted model, not a curated record. The transcript has 6 exons. NCBI's taxonomy places the organism in Eukaryota, Metazoa, Arthropoda, Insecta, Lepidoptera, Tortricidae. Gene Ontology annotation, molecular function: transmembrane transporter activity.